Peromyscus californicus insignis is the source of this 2649-nucleotide messenger RNA. RefSeq names its product endoplasmic reticulum protein 44 (gene Erp44). The transcript has 12 exons. The record is from RefSeq and is a predicted model, not a curated record. NCBI's taxonomy places the organism in Eukaryota, Metazoa, Chordata, Mammalia, Rodentia, Cricetidae. Bases 159 to 1379 code for a protein of 406 amino acids.
AGAGGCCUCUCUGGAAGUUGUCCCGGGUGUUCGCCGCUGGAGCUCCGGGUCGAGAGGACGAGGUGCCGCUGUCGCCGGCCCCCGGAGCGCAGCCCUUUCCUAGCCCGGUCCAGUCCCAGCCGCCACCUCCCGACCCCACCGCGGACCCCACCGUUACCAUGAAUCCCGCCGUCUUCCUGUCUCUACCCGACCUCAGAUGCUCCUUGCUGCUCCUGGUAACUUCAGUUUUUACACCUAUAACAGCUGAAAUAACAAGUCUUGAUUCAGAGAAUAUAGAUGAAAUUUUAAAUAAUGCUGAUGUUGCUUUAGUAAAUUUUUAUGCUGAUUGGUGUCGUUUCAGCCAGAUGUUGCAUCCAAUUUUUGAGGAAGCAUCUGAUGUCAUUAAGGAAGAAUAUCCAGAUAAAAAUCAAGUAGUGUUUGCCAGAGUUGAUUGUGAUCAGCACUCUGAUAUAGCCCAGAGGUACAGGAUAAGCAAAUACCCAACCCUCAAAUUAUUUCGCAAUGGAAUGAUGAUGAAGAGAGAAUACAGGGGCCAACGAUCAGUGAAAGCGCUCGCAGACUACAUCAGGCAACAGAAAAGUAACCCAGUUCACGAGAUUCAAAGUAUAGAUGAAGUCACCACUCUUGAUCGCAGUAAGAGAAAUAUCAUUGGAUACUUUGAGCAGAAGGAUUCAGACAAUUACAGAGUUUUUGAAAGAGUAGCAAGUAUUUUGCAUGAUGACUGUGCCUUCCUUUCUGCUUUUGGAGAUGUUUCAAAACCAGAAAGGUACAGUGGAGACAAUUUAAUCUACAAACCACCAGGGCGUUCUGUGCCAGACAUGGUGUACUUGGGAUCUAUGACGAAUUUUGACGUAACUUACAACUGGAUUCAAGACAAAUGUGUCCCUCUUGUCCGAGAAAUAACUUUUGAAAAUGGAGAGGAAUUGACAGAAGAAGGACUGCCUUUUCUCAUACUCUUCCACAUGAAAGAGGAUACAGAAAGUUUAGAAAUAUUCCAGAAUGAAGUAGCCCGACAAUUAAUAAGUGAAAAAGGUACAAUAAAUUUCUUACAUGCAGAUUGUGACAAAUUUAGACAUCCUCUUCUGCAUAUCCAGAAAACUCCAGCAGAUUGCCCUGUCAUAGCUAUUGACAGUUUUAGGCAUAUGUACGUUUUUGGAGACUUUAAGGAUGUAUUAGUUCCUGGAAAGCUCAAGCAGUUUGUAUUUGACCUGCAUUCUGGAAAACUGCACAGAGAAUUCCAUCAUGGACCUGACCCAACUGAUACAGCCCCAGGAGAGCAAGACCAGGAUGUAGCAAGCAGUCCUCCAGAGAGCUCCUUCCAGAAGCUGGCGCCCAGCGAGUAUAGGUAUACUUUAUUGAGGGAUCGAGAUGAGCUGUAAAAACUCAAGAACACUGCAAGCCCUUCAACAGCAGCAUUGGCUUAUGUGGUGGAAAUAGUAAACCUAUAUUUUCAUAAUUCUAUGUGUAUUUUUAUUUUGAAUAAACUGAAAGAAGUUUUGAGUUUUUAAUUUUUUCCUCCCCCUGACUCAAAUGCAUUGUCAUUUAAUACAGCCUCUUUUUUAAAAAUCUGCUAGGGCUUAAAAACAAUACAAUAAAAACCAGAGGCCUAUCUCCACUUUAAAUCUGUCCUGUACAGUUUUUACAAUGCAAGCGGAAGGUGGUAUUGCCAGGGCGUCCCGCUAACUCGCACUCACACUGCGAAGGCAGAGAACCCGGCCUGCUCCCGUGUCGUGUGUGCUUCUGCUUUCUCCUUUUCAGAUUCUUAUUGUCACGGUCGGAAAGCUAAGGGGAUAUAGACUCUAAAGACCUAAGAUUUUCACACUGGGUACUGUGUGGUACUGAUUGGUCGGGCAUUGCUUAUGAAAAUUCCAUAGUGGUUCUUCUUGGAUUCCUAAUGUGUAACUUAAACAUACUAUGAAGAGGAGGAGAGCCAUAAGCCAGAGCAUUUGGCAGAAAUUGUCCUUAUGAAUUAAGAAAAAAAACGUGAAAGUAUUAUUAAAUUUCUGUGUUUGUCUGAGAAACCGGCAUAUGGAUGGCAUUCAAAAUUGUGAACGACUUAACCCUGCAAUCAGGAAAGCAGAGACACCAGUGGAGUGGGUUACUAGUGUUGAACUAGAAACGUUGAAGGCUCUUUCUGUCUAGAAAUUUCCAUUUUCAAAGGGAAACUGUAUUUCAAUUAUUGUAAGCCUCCUUCUGUCUUUUGUAGUUUUGCUAUAGUUAUGUAGAGCAAAGACAAAGAUGUUAAGGAACAUAACGUUUUAAAUUCUUCUCCCAUUUUCAACUAUUGUGAAUUAUUAGAGGGCCUUCCCCCUCUGGCUUCUCUGAUUUCCCACACCUGCAGUUAGUGUGUAGUCAGAACGUCCCUGCCAGGCCUCAGUACUGCCAGGGAUAAAAGCGGAGGGAGAAGACCCUCCACAUUAUAUCAGGAAUCCCAUCGCCAGAGGUCAUUCAGGCUCAAAACUGCCUUUCCUCGGGGCCUGGGUGUGGUGCUAUAGGCCAAGGGUCAUUUAUCCUUGGGAUAUAAGUCAGUCCCAGUUCGGGGAGAUAUUAUUUUUAAGCUUAAAAGGUUGACAUGUGCCAUUAUAUGUAGUAUGUGAUAUAUGUAACAUCUUCCAAUCCUUUUAAAAUAAAAUGAAUAUUUAUAAUGGA